Messenger RNA from Poecilia latipinna (sailfin molly), 3079 nucleotides. RefSeq names its product afadin- and alpha-actinin-binding protein-like. Gene Ontology annotation, cellular component: ciliary basal body; centriolar satellite. Gene Ontology annotation, biological process: intraciliary transport involved in cilium assembly. Bases 203 to 1960 code for a protein of 585 amino acids. The record is from RefSeq and is a predicted model, not a curated record. The transcript is spliced from 14 exons. Lineage: Eukaryota; Metazoa; Chordata; Actinopteri; Cyprinodontiformes; Poeciliidae.
UGCAACGAGUGGGCCAUUCAGCGCCGUGUUUGGUUUGUGUGUCGUGGUUUGCAGAGGAAAGCAGAGCUGGGAAACAUAUAGCUUCGGAAAUACGGCAUAAAUUGAAGCAUGAAGAUGCAGUAGGUGGAUCUUGCAGUCAUGUUUUCUAAUCUGCACAUGCUGUAGAUUUUCCACACCGGUUGCUGACGGCUGCUCUGCAACAAUGCCAGAGUCCUCACAGGUCAAGGACGCUCGCCGCUGUUCUGUUGAAUGUAGAACACCUCCCUUGAGUCAUUUCAGCCAGUCAUCGCUGCCACUCCACAGAAACUCUCACAGGCUCAGCACCUUCUGCACAGAGCACAAUCUGCAGGAAUGCCUGUCUCACAUCAGUCAGGAGGUGUCACUGCUGGGCCUCUCGCCUGGCUGGACCGAGUCAGUCAGCGGCUCACAGCUGGAUGUUGUGGCUGUGCUGAAUUGCAUGUAUGACCUGAUUCAGCUGCACCACAGGAGCCUGAGAACACUGGAAAACAUGGAAAUGGAGCAACUGAAACUCAGCAGCAACGUGGAUUACCUGAAGAUCAAUAACACGCAGCUAAAGGAAGAGGUUGAAGUUUCCAAACGACAAAACACGGGACUGCUUGAGAGAGAACGACAGCUGCAGCUGAAACUGAAGAGUCUGCAGAACUGUCUGAAGAAUGAGAAAGAAGAGGUGCAAAAACUGCAGAACAUAAUUUCAAGCCGUGCCUGUCAGUUCAACCACGAAAUGAAAAGGAGGGAGAGAGAAUUCACCAAACUGAAGGAGCGACUGAAUCAACUCCUAGCUGACAAAAAAGAUAGAAAACCAGCUAUUGACGUAUUAAACAACAUCGGAAGAGCUGAUGGAAAGAGAAGCCUGUGGAAAACUGAAAAAACAGAGGCAAAGCAUGAGGGAGAGAUGUACAGGACGCUUCUGAGCGACUACGACAUGAGGCAGAGGGAGCUUGUCCUGGAAAACGCAGAGCUGAGGAAGGUGAUGCAUCAGAUGAAGAAGGAGAUGGUGUCCAUCCUGAAGUCAAGAAAACCGAUCCCCAAAGGAGAAAAUUAUGAGCAUAAUGAUACGCAGGCUCCCUCAGACGAAGACGACGAGGUGUUAGACCCCAGUAAGGAAAGUUUGGAGCUGUUUUGUAUUGAUGCCAGGGAGAAGCUGACUAACAGUAUUCGCCUCCAGUGGAGAAGACUUAAGAGCCACGUUGAAAGACUGGACAGCCAAGUGUCUUUGACUCAGAUGUCUGAGUCUAACAUUGAUGACGCUGUCCCUCGUGAGAAUCAUGAGGAGGAGAUGGACCGGCUAAAGAUGGAGAUCCAGCGGUGCAAAGAUUUCAUCCAAAAGCAGCAGCAGCUCCUACAGAAGCAGCUGAGCUGUGCGUGCAACGAAGACUCGGUGUCGCUGCAGAACGAUGGCUACAUGCUGCAGGAGAAGAAACGCCUCGGUGAGGAAUGGAAGAACUUAGAGGAACAGAGAAAGAGCUUUGAGAGGGAAAGGAGGAACUUCACUGAAGCAGCUAUUAGACUGAGCCACGAGAGGAAGAUCUUUGAGGAGGAUCGGGGAACGUGGCUCAAACAGCAGUUUCUAAGUAUGAGUCCGUUUGGAAACUCAAAGCAGCUUCAUGCGCCGAAGUCUGCAAGUGCCUUAUUGAUCGGUGAAACGGAGGUCAGUGCACCGAUGGCUCCAGAAACACCCAGCGAAUGGCGAUCUGACUCGGCCUCCCCAAUACCCGGAUCGGUUUCUCUCACGUCGUCUUCUGCAGGCGAUCUGGAGUGUGAACUUUGCCUUAUUCCAGAAAACGGUGUGACUUGCAGCUCGUCAAAACAAGGAAAGUCAGAACAUUUUGAGGAAUUGAGCCCACUGUGUAAAAAUAUUUCUCUGCGGGACAAACAGUGGAGGGAGAGCGAAGACCUCAGCAGCCUUUCACUCACACCUGAGAAGAGCAGCAGUAUAUGAAGCCAUGGAAACUUUUAUUAUUUGAAAGAAGAGAAUCUCUUAAUGUAUGCUGUUUAUGCAUAGUUGCAGAAAUGUGUGUCUGAUGAAUGCAAACAUCAAAGACAGAGUAAAAUGAAGCCAAAUAUGUCUUGUUAAUGCCUGAAACAAAAUGAAUUGUAAAGGUUUCUUAUUUUAUAUUCUUAGUGUUUUAAAACAAUUGGGGGGGAAAUAUUUAUUUAUUUAUGUGGUAUUGUAAUCAUUGUUGUGUUUGAAACUGAAUGAGGACUUUUUUUAAAAUCUCUGUUCAGUUGUGGAUGAGCAAACAUAUUUCUCUUCAGCAGGACUGUUCUUAGUUGUGCUCAGUGUUUAAUAGUGGUUCACAUAGCCUAAAAGAGGAAUUCCUUGGUCUACCAAGGUUAAGAUAUUUUUUUUGACCAAGAUUUAGAAUGUAGCCCUAAAGCAGCUAUUUAUCUCAGAGCAAUGUGGAUGUAGCACAAACAGAAUGAGCAAUUUAUCAUUCCCUAGUUUUAAUAUCAACUUUAUUAGAAUAUGAAUUACUGAUUUUUUUUUUUUGUAAAAGUGUAUGAGGGUGUAAGUUUUAUAAAACUGCAUGAUGUUUUAGAUUUAAACCACUUCAGUGUUUCUAUAAUUGUAAACGUGGUUUGUUAAGGUUUCUCACAGUUACUGUAACUCUCUACUAUGAAAUCACACACUUUAUAGAGUCAUUACACAUAUGACAUUGUGACCGUACUUCAUUAGCCGUUUUGUGAUCUUUCACCUGCAUUACCUCUCUUUGCCCUUUGGGUGGUGCUGGUGUGCAUUGUGAAGCAUAAAUUCAAACACGUGGUGACCUCUGACAUCCUGACAUUUUGUCAGAUUAUGGGUUCUCCCUCAGCAACAACAAAACUCUGGACGCUUUUACUGUAUAAUGCACUGGCUAUAAAACUGAUUUCACAUUUGGAGUGAGGAACUCAAGCUCUUGAAUAGGUCAAAGCGGAGCUGCUGGACCUGGAGGAGAAAGAUGAUGUAUGGUUUCUGCUCAAAGACAGUAUUUUGCUAAGCUUCGCCAGGACUGGUCCUUAUUGCCCUGUCCAUUGUCUCAUUUAACACAAUAAAAUUGCUCUGUGCUUUUGGUUUUUC